This is a messenger RNA of Kluyveromyces lactis, 933 nucleotides long. It is a transcript of the gene KIN28, whose product is annotated as TFIIH complex serine/threonine-protein kinase subunit KIN28. Gene Ontology annotation, biological process: protein phosphorylation; positive regulation of transcription by RNA polymerase II. The record is from RefSeq and is a predicted model, not a curated record. The transcript has a single exon. Gene Ontology annotation, cellular component: cytoplasm; transcription factor TFIIK complex; transcription factor TFIIH holo complex. Lineage: Eukaryota; Fungi; Ascomycota; Saccharomycetes; Saccharomycetales; Saccharomycetaceae. Bases 1 to 933 code for a protein of 310 amino acids. Gene Ontology annotation, molecular function: cyclin-dependent protein serine/threonine kinase activity; ATP binding; RNA polymerase II CTD heptapeptide repeat kinase activity.
AUGACCCUAAAAUCUACUGUUGAUGACUAUACUAAGGAGAAAAAGGCUGGUGAAGGUACGUAUGCCGUGGUUUAUUUGGGAACUAAGAAGUCCACUGGAAGGAGUAUUGCGGUGAAGGAGAUCAAGACCUCACAGUUCAAAGAUGGACUUGACAUGUCAGCAUUACGUGAAGUGAAGUUUCUACAAGAGUUGAAGCAUGUGAAUGUUAUUGAAUUAGUAGACGUUUUCAUGGCAAACGAUAAUUUGAAUUUAGUGUUGGAGUUUCUACCUGCCGACUUGGAGAUCAUUAUUAAGGACACUUCUAUUAUGUUCAGUCCAGCAGAUAUUAAGUCCUGGAUUCUAAUGACUUUGAGAGGUGUACACCAUUGUCAUAGAAACUUCAUACUUCAUAGAGAUUUGAAGCCAAAUAAUUUACUAUUAGCACCUGAUGGUCAAUUGAAAAUCGCAGAUUUUGGUCUAGCCAGACUAAUGGCGUCACCACAGGAGAUUUUGACCAGUAACGUUGUUACCAGAUGGUACAGAGCACCGGAGCUCUUAUUUGGUGCAAAACACUACACCUCUGCGGUCGAUAUCUGGUCUGUCGGUGUUAUAUUCGCAGAAUUAAUGUUGAGAAUUCCUUAUUUGCCGGGGAAAGAUGAUGUUGAUCAGAUAAACGUAACAUUCCGUGCGUUAGGAACUCCUACUGAUGCGGAUUGGCCUGAAGUUUCUAGUUUUAGCAAUUAUAAUAAGAUUCAAAUAUAUCCACCUCCAUCGAGAGAGGAAUUGAGAAGAAGAUUCAUAGCGGCUACGGAAAAUGCACUUGAACUGAUAAGUGGGAUGAUGAUAAUGAACCCUAAAAAGAGAUGGGAUGCAGUCAAGUGUCUACAAAGUCAAUAUUUCCAGGAAUUGCCGGAGCCUACACUUCCACAAGAUCUUCCUAAGCUCAAUAAAUGA